UUGCCUCGGGGUCCUCUUCCGUUCUUUUCCACUAAGUGUUAGGGUGGUCUCGGUGUCUUUGGAACUAUAGUUCCCAGCGGCCGGCGCGGCGGAGGGGGGAGGCCGGGACUGUGCCAGGGAGGCCAGGCACCGCGGGCCUAGCGGGCCGCUCCUCCCCGGGAAGCGAUUUUGGAGCCCUUUCCGCCCGUGGUGUCGGCGGCUCGGCGGCGUCCUCGGCUCGGCGCGCACGCGGGGGCGGGUCACGGCGGCGCGUGGCUGGCUGGCCGGCCGGCGGGGCCGGCGGGGAGGUGAAGCGGCGGCGGGGACGGCGGCAGCGCAGGUGCCGGCAGGCGGGCCGUCGGGGAGAUGGGAGACCCAGGGUCGGAGAUAAUAGAAUGUGUCCCUCCAGCUGGGCCUGAGGCGUCCGAGUCAACACCCGAGGAAAAUGAAGAUGACAUUCAGUUUGUUAGUGAAGGACCAUUAAGACCUGUUCUGGAAUACAUUGAUCUGGUCAGCAGUGAUGAUGAAGAGCCUAGCACCUCUCAGAGUGAGGAUAACAUUAAGCAUAAAGACCAUAUUGACCAUCAGAAGGAUAAAGUCGCCUUGACUCUGGCUCGUCUAGCCCGCCAUGUCGAAGUGGAGAAACAGCAGAAAGAAGAGAAGAAUAGAGCAUUCAGGGAAAAAAUAGAUUUUCAACAUGCUCAUGGGUUACAAGAAUUGGAAUUUAUUCGAGGACAUUCUGAUACAGAAGCAGCGAGACUGUGUGUGGACCAAUGGUUAAAAAUGCCAGGACUCAAAACAGGCACAAUUAAUUCUGGAACAAAAGGUUCGUUCCGAAGAGGAGGCCAAAUACAAGUGUCUGGGAAGCCAAUUUCAUGUCCCAUAAUGCACUGUAACAAGCAGUUCGAUAAUGGGCACCUUCUCUUAGGACAUUUGAAAAGGUUUGAUCACUCUCCAUGUGAUCCAACAAUUACACUGCAUGGACCUUUCAUCAGUUCUUUUGCUUGCGUAGUAUGUUAUAAACAUUUUGUUACUCAACAACAAUAUAGGGAUCACCUUUUUGCUAAGGAAGCUGCAGAUGAUGGACAUAAAAACAACCUUCUUCCUCAGAUUAUUCAGUGUUUUGCGUGUCCAAAUUGCUUCCUUCUUUUUAGCAGCAAGGAUGAGUGUUUGAAGCAUAUGUCUGGAAAGAAUCAUUUCCAUCAGCGUUUUAAACUGCGUGAUGACAAGGGAAUGGCACAACCAAUAUCAUUUCCAUCUUUUGCAAAGAAACUUUUGAUCUCUCUGUGCAAAGAUGUUCCAUUUCAAGUUAAGUGUGUGGCCUGCCACCAGACACUGCGUUCCCACAUGGAGCUCACUGCCCAUUUCAGAGUUCGUUGUCGAAACGCUGGUCCUGUAGCUCUAGCUGAGAAGAGCAUUGCUCAGGUGGCAGAGAAAUUCCUACUGAGAGGUUAUUGUCCACAUUGCAACCAUGUCUUUGUGGAUGAAACCAGUACCUGGAAUCACAAGCAGAAUUCAGGACACAAAGUCCGAGUUAUUAACUCAAUGGAAGAAUCAGUCUUACUUUAUUGCCACAGCACUGAAGGGAACAAACCCCCUUCUGACUUGCACCUGUUGCAAGAUAAGUCAAAAUUUUCAUCACUUAAAAGAAAUAUGUCUGUUCGAGAAUCUAGCUCACAAGAUUGCAGCACUGUCCCAAAAAAGAAGAUUAAUUUAGGAGAUAAAAGCCAUGGGGGUAUGGUUUGUGUUCAGAAGGAAAAGUCACUUGUUAAAACCUGGUUUUGUGAAUGCCAGCAACGCUUCCCAAGUGAAGAUGCAGUAGAAAAGCACGUUUUCUCAGCAAACACGAUGUGUUAUAAGUGUGUGGUCUGUGGGAAGGUGUGUGAAGAUUCAGGAGUCAUCCGUUUACAUAUGAGCCGCAUUCAUGGAGGGGCACAUUUAAAUAACUUUUUUUUCUGGUGUCGGACAUGCAAAAAGAAGUUGGCAAGGAAAGAGGCUAUAAUGGCCCAUGUGACUGAGUUUCAUAAUGGACACAGGUAUUUUUAUGAGACAGAGGAGGUAGAAGGUGACACUUUGCCGUCCUCCUCUACAACGUUGGUGAAUGAUCUGACUGCUGAUAAUCCUUCUUCAACUAUUACUAUUCUUGAUCAUUCCCCAGCAACCAGUCCUCCAAGCGGUAAAUGGCAAUGCCGAAUUUGUGAAGAUAUGUUUGACUCCCAAGAAUGUGUGAAACAACACUGCAUGUCUUUAGCAAGUCACCAGUUUCAUAGGUAUAGCUGCACCCAUUGCAAAAAGACUUUUCACAAGAUAGAAACACUGUAUCGACAUUGCCAAGAUGAGCAUGACAACGAAAUAAAGAUGAAGUAUUUCUGUGGGCUUUGUGAUCUGAUCUUUAAUGUGGAAGAAGCGUUUCUGAGUCAUUAUAAGGAGCACCACAGCAUAGACUAUGUAUUUGUGUCAGAAAAAACGGAAACUUCCAUUAAAACCGAGAGUGAUUUUCCAGUUAUAGAGACCGGUAACCUGCUGACGUGCGGCUGCCGGGAGAGCUACCUCUGCAAAGUCAACAGAAGGGAGGAUCAAGCUCGCUGUCUGCAGACUCUUCUGGGCCAGGGCCGCCUGUGGUUCCGCUGCGGCGCGUGCUCGGCCACAGCGCAGGCCACGGAUGACAUGCUGGCACACGUGCGCCAGGCGCACGCGGAGCCGGAGGGCGCGGAGGGCGCGCGGCGGUGCCUGAUCAAGUGCGGCACCUGCACCAGAGCCUUCCAGGACCUCGAGAGCGCGCAGCAGCACUUCCACAGGAAACACUGCUUCCUGCGGGAGCCCAGCGUGGCCUGCUUCGGGCCUGAGCAGACGAGCCCGUACACGUUUGCUGCCAGUUCCUCCCCUGCAGAGAGAAAGCUGAGACAGGCAGCAAGCUGUCCACAGACGUCAGACCCGGAGAGAGGAGCCGAGACUGACGUGGGCUGUCAGAGUACAGAUGAAGAGGUUGUUGAGCUCCCAGACUUGGAUUACCUGCGAACCAUGACUCACAUAGUCUUUGUAGACUUUGAUAACUGGUCCAACUUUUUUGGUCAUCUACCAGGGAAUCUUAACCAAGGAACAUUUAUUUGGGGCUUUCAAGGAGGAAACACCAACUGGAAGCCUCCCGUCAACUGUAAGAUCUAUAAUUACCUGAACAGGAUUGGUUGCUUCUUCCUUCAUCCUCGCUGUAGUAAAAGAAAAGAUGCUGCUGAUUUUGCCAUAUGUAUGCAUGCUGGCCGUCUGGAUGAACAGCUGCCCAAGCAGAUUCCUUUCACCAUCCUCUCAGGAGAUCAAGGUUUUCUGGAGCUAGAGAAUCAAUUUAAGAAGACUCAGAGGCCAGCACAUAUACUCAACCCUCACCACUUAGAGGGAGAUAUGAUGUGUGCCUUGUUAAAUAGCAUAUCUGAUACCACCAAAGAAUGUGACAGUGAUGAUAACCUGGGUAUGAAGAGUACUUCAAUGGGAGAAGAAUUCAGAUCCACAGAAGAUGUGGAAUUAGAAGAAGCGAUUAGAAGAAGUCUUGAGGAAAUGUAAUUAAAGAUAUUACCACACAGCGUAAGUGGCCUUGAAGAGACUCAGGAUAAUGAAUUCUUGAGUUUGUUUUCUAAAGGAGAUCAGAAAUCUACCAGUACAAAUGUACUUGAAAACUUUUUUUUGCUUUCAUAUGUUCUAAAUCUGAUAUUGCUUUGUAUUUUUGUGCUAUUUUGCAAAAAUGUAUAGAGGAAUAGAAUACAUGUUAAUGCAAAUACAAAUCAUGUAUUCUAAUAUAGGUAUCAUGUUUCCCAGUUAACUUUGAAUUCAUAUAUUUAGGUUACAAGAAUUAAAAAUUAGAAAAGCCCUUAACUAUUGUUCAUAUGUUUCCCAAAUAGAAUUGGUUCUUUAAUUUUAUUUGUACUGUACAGAUGAUUCUAGUUUAUUUUUUUAGGAGUGAAAAUGAAUAUAAAUAAAGCUGUCAUAGCUCACUUUUUCUGUAAAUUCUACUUCUCAUGUGGCACUAAUAUAUAAUACCUUUGAGAUCUUUGUUUAUGAUUAUUGGGAGAGAGUAAUGGAAACUGAUCAUGGAAAGGGAUGAAAAAUUUUAUCAGCAAUGUUCUUUGUGGGUUUCACUCAUAUGUAUAUCCCUGCUUUAAUUAGAGCUGCAUAUUGCUGGAAUAAAAAAAAUUUUUUCUUUGAAAAUAGUGAAAAGAAACUUUUGCCAUUCCUUUUACCUGCUUAGACUUUUAUGUGACUUGUAUUAUCUACUGUUUAAAGGGAAUGAUGUAAAAAAUAUUUGCAUAGAAUUAGGCAUAUUUUUAAUAAUAUUAGUCCUUUUAUAUAUAUAUUUGUGUAAACAUAGUAUUCUUCAGAAAAUAACGUUGAAAGUCUACUCAGGAGUAAUCUUCCUUAACCCUUAAAAAUUUUUAUUUCAUAUGGAGGUAUCUUCAUUUUAGUUAUUCAUUAAAAUGUUAGUUUCCUAUAGUUGGUAUUAAAUAUUUAAUUUUUAAAUGUUGAGGCCACAUUGUGAAUAAUAAAAAAUGUUACCUAAUUAGACGACUAAGAAGCAGCUUGUCAUACAAUCUUUGUGUAUAUGCUUCAUGUUAUUUGACCCAGAAAUGUCAUCCCUAAAAAUUUCGAGUAGUAAUUACUUACCAAACUUAAAAUUUUCUGUAAAUAUAAAUUUUUCUUUAAGACAGAAAAAAAAUAUAUCAUGGCUAGAACUUUGGUCUUUCUCUGUAACUAGAUAGUUUAGCGUGAAAUAGUAUUACUAUUUUUUUUUAUUAUUAUUAUAUAGUCUUUUCAAUCCACAUUGGAAACCAAUUUGUGUUUUUAUUUCUUAAGCUGCCAGUUCUGUCCUACCUGCUUGCAUUUUUUUUUAAGUACACAUCAUAGCUUGAGAAUGUACUAGUCAUUUUUCCAAAGUGACCACAUUGUAUUUUUAAUUUGUUUGUUAGAGUAGUUAAGGCUUUGGGUGGUAGUCAUGGAGCCGGACCUUAAAGACAUCUGCAGGAGCUUGCUCAGUAGUGAGGAGCAGAAAGAGUGUUCCAGAAAGAAGAGCGGUCCAGCAGAUGUAGGGAAGGUGCCACACACAGGUGGGAUGCAGCCUGUGUUCUAUUAGGACGCUUGUGUGGUGUCUGUGGUCAAGAGUAACCGAGGCUUUUCAUAUGACAGCAAAGGGAUAAUUCAUUAUGAUCCUUUAAAUAAGGUAACUGGGUUGUUUAAUGUUUUAAUUAAUAAUUGUCACUGAUUCUAUUUCUACUUAUUAAGGAAUUAAAAAUCACUUUUAAAUUACUUCGUAAUUUGAAGUUAAUUUAGACACAAGGAGGAGAGGUAGUCUGGAUGUUACAGAAAGUUAUGGGGAAUAUUAUCAAGAGUAAAUGUUUCUAACAUUGACAGUGAUGCUUACCUGUUUGUUUUUAUUCAUUUUUUUAUUUUAUUGUGAGUUUUUCUUUUAAAAAGUUUUUAUUGUGAUUCCUUAUUUUUAUACCUGAAUAACAACUUUUGUCGAAGCAAUGAUGGAUAACAUAAUGUUUAUUUUAAAAAGGAUAUGUAGAUAAUGUACUGAUAGUAUCUGGUUGGUGGUACCAUUGUCUGUCUUAAAUAAAAAUAUCUCAGUUAAGAA
Mesoplodon densirostris (Blainville's beaked whale) is the source of this 5599-nucleotide messenger RNA. RefSeq names its product zinc finger protein 451 (gene ZNF451). Gene Ontology annotation, biological process: regulation of transcription by RNA polymerase II. The coding region runs from base 346 to 3534 and encodes 1062 amino acids. The transcript has 15 exons. Gene Ontology annotation, cellular component: nucleus. Gene Ontology annotation, molecular function: sequence-specific DNA binding; DNA-binding transcription factor activity, RNA polymerase II-specific. NCBI's taxonomy places the organism in Eukaryota, Metazoa, Chordata, Mammalia, Artiodactyla, Ziphiidae. The record is from RefSeq and is a predicted model, not a curated record.